CCGGGUUGAUUUCCGGUCACAGAUCACCAGGAUGGCGACUCACAUGUCGAGGUGCAGAACUUGGAGUCGGGUUCAAAGGUUUGGGAUCGCUGCUUACAGAAGGUACAGCAGUAGCGGAGGAUACCCGAAUAUUUCCCUGUCCACACCUCUGCCUGGGAUCCCAAAGCCAGUUUUUGCAUCUGUGGAUGGACAGGAAAAAUACGAGACCAGGAUUACCACUCUAGAAAAUGGACUCAAAGUUGCCUCCCAAAAUAAGUUUGGUCAAUUCUGCACAAUUGGAAUUUUAGUAAAUUCUGGAUCCAGACAUGAAGCAAAGUACCCAAGUGGAAUAGCACACUUCUUAGAGAAACUCUCCUUUUCUUCCACAGCACAGUACGGAAGUAAAGAUGAAAUCCUUCUCACACUAGAAAAACACGGGGGUAUAUGUGACUGCCAAACAUCAAGGGACACCACCAUGUAUGCGGUGUCUGCAGAAGUAAAAGGUCUGGACACUGUGGUUAAUCUUCUUUCUGAUGCGGUCCUUCAGCCUCGCUUGCUGGAUGAAGAGAUUGAGAUGACCAGAAUGGCCGUACGCUUUGAGUUAGAGGAUCUAAACAUGAGGCCAGACCCUGAGCCAUUACUCACCGAGAUGAUCCAUGCUGCUGCAUAUCGAGGCAACACGGUCGGACUGCCUCGGUUUAGUCCUGUAGAGAACGUGGACAAGAUUGACAAGAAGGUGCUUCACAGCUACCUGCGUAACUACUACUGUCCUGAGCGCAUGGUGCUGGCAGGAGUGGGCAUCGAGCAUGAGCAGUUGGUUGAAUGUGCCAGGAAGUACUUGCUGGAUGUGAAGCCUGUGUGGGGAACGAGCUCAGUAGCCAAUGUGGAUCUAUCAGUAGCUCAGUACACUGGUGGUAUUGUCAAGAUGGAGAAGGAUAUGUCAGAUGUUAGCCUUGGCCCCACUCCGAUCCCAGAGCUCACCCACAUCAUGAUCGGCCUGGAGAGCUGCUCCUUCCUGGACGAUGACUUCAUCCCGUUCGCGGUGCUCAACAUGAUGAUGGGUGGAGGUGGUUCCUUCUCUGCAGGAGGACCUGGAAAAGGCAUGUUCACUCGCCUGUACUUGAACGUGCUCAACAGGCAUCACUGGAUGUACAACGCCACCUCCUACCAUCACAGCUACGAAGACAGCGGCCUGCUGUGUAUCCAUGCUAGUGCAGACCCCAGACAGGUACGGGAGAUGGUGGAAAUAAUAACCAGAGAGUUCAUUCAGAUGGCUGGCAGUGCAGGAGAGAUGGAGCUGGAGAGAGCCAAGACUCAGCUCAAGUCCAUGCUGAUGAUGAACCUCGAGUCGCGGCCGGUUAUUUUUGAGGAUGUUGGUCGACAGGUUCUUUCCACAGGAAAGAGAAAGCUGCCACAUGAACUGUGUGAUCUAAUAAGCAGUGUGACAGCUGGCGACAUUAAAAGAGUGACCACCAAGAUGCUGCGCAGUAAACCUGCUGUGGCGGCUCUCGGAGACCUGACAGAGCUGCCCUCCUACGAACACAUCCAGACCGCGUUGUCGAGUAAGGAUGGUCGUCUGCCCCGCAUGUACCGCCUCUUUCGAUAGAUCCAUGCCACCAGUAACGUCACUGUAAAUAAAAUGGACUUAAAGGUUACACUAGCGUUCCCUCCCAACACAGAGCUCUGCACGGCUCAGUCUGGGAGGGGACUAACUUCGGGGUUCGGAUUUAAGUCCCUGACAGAGAGAUAAGAGUGGAUUUUAAAUCGACACACUGUACUCCACAGUAAUCUUGUCUGCAUACAGCUGGAGAAUCUAUAUUUAUUGUCUAUGGGCAGGAAGCCAUAUGUUGCCAUAAAUUUGUUUUUAAAGGGAUGGUUUACCCCAAAGCAACAUUAUGUUAAUGUUUAUUUCCUCUUUCAAACCUGUAUGUUUGUGAAUGUAGAAUGUUAGUCUUCACAGUAAGCCGGCUAACAUGUAAAAGAAGGGGACAGCAAACUAAAAUAAAGAAGGAAAAAACAUCUCUCUCUCUAAAGUAAUUUUGAAGGAAUAACACUUCAAAAGAAUUUAAUAUUUAUACAAGAACAUUUUCUUGAUGUACUUUUAAAGGUGCAAAAAAAGUAAAUAAAAUUGCUGGAUUUUUUUUUUUUUUUUUUUUGUAGUGAUUUUUUUCCCCAUGAAUUUGAAGUUAUGGUUUUAAUAAUGUUCUUUAAAUCUUUAGGCUUAAAUCUAAAGUGAAACUUGGUAUUUUUGUGUUUCAUGGUUGUGUGAACCCCUUUCUAAAUUGACCUGGUGAGUUAUUUGAAAAACCUCAUCAUUAUACUGAUAAGACGAUGCGCAUUUUAGCCCUUAAAAGUUUAACGUGUUAGCCUAGCUUAAAAGACAAAGAUGGGAAAGUAGAAAAGAAAUUAAGUUGUCCCAUUAAGAUACACAUCUUGUCUCACUUUGAAGUCUUCUCUCGACAGUUACAGAUACUCACAUUCUCCCAAAUGCAAUCGUCUAUUUUCUUAUUGCCACAUUAUGUUCUGACUCCAGAGUGAAUAAACGUGAACUUUUAACAUUUGUCUGCAAACUAUGAAAUAAAUGUAUGAAUUCUAA
Molecule: messenger RNA, 2575 nt
Organism: Melanotaenia boesemani (Boeseman's rainbowfish)
Lineage: Eukaryota; Metazoa; Chordata; Actinopteri; Atheriniformes; Melanotaeniidae
Gene: pmpca
Product: peptidase, mitochondrial processing subunit alpha
Exons: 13
Coding region: 32-1585 (517 amino acids)
Cellular component (GO): mitochondrion
Molecular function (GO): metalloendopeptidase activity; metal ion binding
Source: RefSeq, a predicted model, not a curated record